Prorocentrum cordatum is the source of this 1512-nucleotide messenger RNA. Lineage: Eukaryota; Dinophyceae; Prorocentrales; Prorocentraceae. The record is from the annotation of a GenBank genome assembly.
AUGCAGAACGUUUACAAGAACAAGGGCAAGCCCACUCACUGCGACGACCACAGAGGCAUCCUCCUCGCCGACACCUGCUCGAAGGGACUGACCUCCAUCAUCAAAGAGUCCAUCGAUCUAGCGUGCGCUGCGCACAUCCCGCGAUCCCAGUACGGCGCCGUGGCCAAACGCGGCGCGGACUACGCUUCGAUGGUCGUUCGCCUGUUCAUCUCGUUCGCCACGGCGUCCAAGAAGUCAAUUUUCGUGCUGUUCCUUGAUCUUGUCAAGGCUUUCGACAAAGCCAUACGGGAGAUUGUUUUUGGUUUCGGCCCGAUGCCCCCCGAGGAUCCGGCCGCUGCGUUCGAGGCUCUGGGCGUGUCGCGACCCGCUGCCGCCUGGAUCGCCAGCUACCUCCAGACACAUGGCCCAGUGUUGCUCGGCUGGGGCGUCAACGAGAAAGCGGUGGAAAUGGCUCAGGCGUUACACGCUGGAGCUUGGUUCGCCGUCGGCGCCGAUGGGGACCCCGUAGCGAGUGCGACAGGUGGGCGUCAAGGCUGCAAGCUGGGGGCCACGACCUUCAAUAGCCACUACUCCGUUGCCCUUUCUUUGUUGCACCACGUCUGCGAGGAAAAAGGCAUAUCCCUUCGUCUUCGCGUUCCCGACGCUGCCUUCUGGGCUGACCCAGACCCCGCGAACGAGAGCGCGGUGCCGACAUUGGACGCCACAUUUGUGGACGACGAGGCUAUCGUCCUCGUGGCGGACACGCCCAAGCAGCUGGAUGUGUUGAUCGAGAUCUUCGACAAUCUGCACCUGGAGCUCAAGUGGAAGCCAGGCAAAAGCGAGUGCCUCUUGAAAUGCCGUGGUCCUGGUGCUGCUGCUCACCUUCACCGUCGUCGCCAGUCUGACGGUCAACUUGCCAUUCGUGUUCCUCGCCGGGACGACGUCUGGCUGUCCGUCGUGCAGGAGUACAAGCACCUUGGCUAUUUCGUAUGCGUCAUGGGUAACGGGGACACGUUUGCUAAUACCAGGCAUCGCGUUUCUUCUGCACUGGCGGCGUACGCCCCCUUGGCGUGCAAGACUUUCGGCUCCGACCUCUUGAGCGUCCAGCACCGUUUGGCCUUUCUUCGAUCGGCUUUGUUCGCCGGGCACACCCUCGUUCCGACGGGGCGCGACCUGAAGGCCAUGAGCGGCUGCUAUAUGCGAGGUCUGCGGCGCAUAGCCAGCGUCCCCCGUUUCAGUCCAGAGAACAGCACCACCGACAGGCAAAUCAGGGACACGCUGCAACAGCCCAGCCUCGACUGCCUCCUCGCGCGCGCCCGGCUUGCUUUCGCUGCGCGGGUGUGCCGCGAUCGUCCGGCUGAGCUUUUAGCUCUACUUCAUCUUCGUGCCGGUUGUGAUUCCAGCCGCUUGCCAUGGGUCACCCAGCUGGCCAGUGAUGUCGAUGUACUUUUGAACUUCCUUGCGAUUAGCCAAUGGCCUUCCCUAUUCGCCGGCCCCGCAGUUCUGGCACGACAAAAUGUCGCAGCCUUGUGA